GAUUUUACUGAGCUUUUGGGUUUUGGUCCUCCUCGAUGUUCAUCGUCUCCCUUCUCCUCUGCUUUCUUUCUGUGUCUCUCUGAGCAGAGAAGAAGCUUCAGUGCAGUUGGGUUUCUUUUUAUACUUAAUUUCAAGCUAGGGUUUUUGGGAACUCGCAUUCCUUUCUUGUCUUUGCUUCUCUCUGCUGCCUGUCGUCAUGUCGACGCGAAAUCGCCGUUCUUCGCUUUCCAUGCCUUCUUCAUCGGCUGCGAAGAGGCCUGCUUCGUCGGAAAAUGCCACAAAGAUCUCAGCAGUUCAGCCUCUACAGGCCAAGAAACGACCGGCUCUCACCAACUUGACCAACCAAAAUAAUGUGUCCCGGACCACUGUUCGAACCUCUGGAACAGCGGCAACUCAGGCGUCAUCUGCAACUAAAACUACCAAGAUAAAGAAGGUAUCUUCUUCCCAUGUAAAAACUACAGCUUUCCCUCGAAGUUCUGUGCCCGAAUCCUCUGCUAUGAAGUCAAGGACAGUUGUUUCCUGCAAGGAUGUUUCUGCCCAAAAAAGUGAUGGACCUGUAUCCAGUAUUGCAGCACCUGUAGCCCCUAGCAGUAUGUACAUUUCUCCAAGUCGGUCAGAUGGAUGUUCAGUCUCUCUUGAUGAAACAAUGUCUACAUGUGACUCAUUGAAGAGUCCUGACAUUGAAUACCUAGACACUGCUGAUGUUUCAGCAGUUGCUUCUAUUGAGAGAAGAACGUGUAACAACCUCUACAUUUCAGAUCAUGUUGAACUAGCAACAGGAAAUAUCUGCAAGAGAGAUAUACUUAUGGAAAUGGAAUUAACAGACAAAAUAGUGAACGUUGAUGACAAUUACAAAGAUCCACAACUAUGUGCUACCAUUGCCUGCGACAUUUACAAACACUUGCGCGCAUCUGAGACAAAGAAAAGGCCUUCCACAAACUUCAUGGAGGAAGUUCAGAAGGAUGUCAAUGCCAGCAUGCGUGCAAUACUGAUUGAUUGGCUUGUGGAGGUUGCUGAAGAAUACAGACUUGUACCUGAUACCCUAUAUUUGACUGUUAACUACAUUGAUCGCUAUCUUUCGGGUAAUGUCAUGAAUAGGCAAAGGUUACAGUUGCUUGGUGUUGCCUGCAUGAUGAUAGCUGCUAAAUAUGAGGAGAUUUGUGCGCCCCAGGUAGAGGAGUUCUGUUACAUUACCGAUAACACAUACUUCAAGGAGGAGGUCUUACAAAUGGAAACUGCUGUUUUAAAUUACUUGAAGUUUGAAAUGACAGCACCAACAGCUAAAUGUUUUUUAAGGCGAUUUGUUCGUGCUGCUCAAGGCAGCAAUGAGGUUCCAUUGUUGCUGUUGGAAUGCCAGGCCAACUACCUUGCAGAGUUGUCACUCCUUGAGUAUGGCAUGCUUUGUUAUGCCCCAUCGUUGAUAGCCGCUUCUUCAAUUUUCUUGGCAAACUUUAUUCUCCAACCUUCAAAGAGACCAUGGAAUGCUACCCUUGGGCAUUAUACAUUGUAUAAGCCUUCUGAACUGCGUGACUGUGUUAAGGCACUACAUCAUCUUGCUUGUAGUAGUCACAGUACCACUUUACUAGCAAUUAGGGAGAAGUACAGUCAACAUAAGUACAAGUCCGUGGCCAAGAAGUACUGCCCACCUUCAAUACCUGUAGAGCAUUUCUAUGACUUGGGCAACUAGCAAAAAUGUCAACAUUCAGGAGAGACAGAUCCAGUGCCUUCAAUAUCUUUGCAAGUAUAACCGAGACUUGAGACAGUAGCAAAUGUAUAAACCUUCUUGAGACCAGUUCCAAUGUUGUCGCAUGAUGUUGAACUUAGCACAUUUAUGUGACCUGAUCCGAUGCUUUUAAACUUCAGUAGCUUGUGCACAUUCAUGAGAUUGACUCCAAUGCUUUGAUG
Molecule: messenger RNA, 1905 nt
Organism: Telopea speciosissima
Lineage: Eukaryota; Viridiplantae; Streptophyta; Magnoliopsida; Proteales; Proteaceae
Product: cyclin-A1-4-like
Exons: 11
Coding region: 197-1687 (496 amino acids)
Biological process (GO): regulation of cyclin-dependent protein serine/threonine kinase activity; mitotic cell cycle phase transition
Cellular component (GO): cyclin-dependent protein kinase holoenzyme complex; cytoplasm; nucleus
Molecular function (GO): cyclin-dependent protein serine/threonine kinase regulator activity
Source: RefSeq, a predicted model, not a curated record